AUGAGGCUACAAGCUCAAAGCUUUGAAGGAGAAAGCAAUACAACAGGAGUAUGGACUGUAGAAACAACCUCUUCCUGUACCCUGCCCCCCUCACCGCCUUUCGAGGGCACUGUGGUGAUGGCGGUAAGAAAUCUGAGUGUGGAAACAACCUUUGCCCUCCUGGGUUUCACUGAUUACCCAGAACUUCAGAUACCUCUUUUCCUCGUGUUUUUGAUCAUGUACAUUAUCACUGUGGUAGGAAAUCUUGGGAUGAUAGUAAUCAUCAAGAUUAACCCCAAAUUCCACACACCCAUGUAUUUUUUCCUCAGCCACCUUUCUUUGGUCUAUUUUUGUUACUCUUCCAUCGUGACUCCCAAGCUGCUUGAGAACCUGGCCAUGGCGGAUAAAAGCAUCUACUACUUUAGCUGCAUGUUGCAAUACUUCCUGUCCUGCAUCGCUGUGGUGACCGAAUCCUUCCUGCUGGCAGUGAUGGCCUAUGACUGCUUCGUGGCUAUCUGUAACCCUCUGCUGUAUACAGUGGUCAUGUCCCAGUGGCUCUGUGCCCUACUGGUGUCUGGCUCAUAUCUCUGGGGUAUAUUUGGUCCCCUGGUACUCCUCUGCUAUGCUCUCCAGCUAAACUUUUCUGGACAUAACAUAAUCAACCAUUUUUUCUGUGAAUAUACUGCUCUCCUCGCUGCCUCGAGCUCCGACAUAUUCAUUCCCCAUUUGCUGCUUUUUGGCUUUGCCACUUUCAAUGAGGUGAGUACACUACUGAUCAUCCUCACUUCAUACAUUUUUAUUUUUGUGACUGUACUUAAUAUCCGCUCUGUCAGCGGGCGUCACAAAGCCUUCUCCACCUGUGCCUCCCACCUGACCGCCAUCACCAUCUUCCACAGGACCAUCCUUUCCUUCUACUGUGUGACUAACUCCAAGAACUCCAGGCACACUGUCAAAGUGGCCUCUGUAUUUUACACAGUGGUCAACCCUAUGCUGAAUCCUCUGAUCUACAGCCUGAGGAAUAAAGAUGUGAAGGAUGCCCUCCGGAAAUUAAUAGACACAAAAGUCCCAUUCCACUGA
Lutra lutra (Eurasian river otter) is the source of this 1056-nucleotide messenger RNA. Its product is annotated as olfactory receptor 5D14-like. Gene Ontology annotation, molecular function: olfactory receptor activity; G protein-coupled receptor activity; odorant binding. NCBI's taxonomy places the organism in Eukaryota, Metazoa, Chordata, Mammalia, Carnivora, Mustelidae. Gene Ontology annotation, biological process: sensory perception of smell; G protein-coupled receptor signaling pathway. Gene Ontology annotation, cellular component: membrane. The record is from RefSeq and is a predicted model, not a curated record.